Ooceraea biroi (clonal raider ant) is the source of this 12191-nucleotide messenger RNA. It is a transcript of the gene sns, whose product is annotated as sticks and stones. The record is from RefSeq and is a predicted model, not a curated record. Lineage: Eukaryota; Metazoa; Arthropoda; Insecta; Hymenoptera; Formicidae. Gene Ontology annotation, molecular function: cell adhesion molecule binding. Gene Ontology annotation, biological process: cell-cell adhesion. Gene Ontology annotation, cellular component: cell-cell junction; plasma membrane.
GCGCAGUCUCGCGCAGUAUUCACACUCUCGCGUAAGCGAACGGCGGCGCACGCAGCACGACGUAUCUCUCUCGGUUCCCGUCGUCGUCGUGGGCACCCUCGUCCUGCAUGAGAGCGAUUCCUCUCUCGGUACGGAGUGAUAACGCGGAGCAUCGGUGUGUGACUCGGGAUUCGCGAUCGCCGUUGCGCGUCACCGCUGCUCGCACGGGUGCCGUCUCCGUCUCGUGUCUCAUUUCGCGCGUCCUGGACGCGACAAUCGGAUACACGCCACCUUCUGUGUGACCCACUCGCCACCCUCGCCCAUCCCCGUUAUCAUCAUUGCCGUAGUAGUCGUCGUCGCCUCCCCGCCGCCAGCCCUCGUCUCGUUUCUCUCAGUUCUUCUGUUAAAACGGAUGUCCGAGGACUCGCACCGCGAGACGGACAUCCUGCAGCAAGGGCAGGCUCGUGUUUUCGCGGAGGAAGCAAACAAGAGGAUAAUCGAUCCGACAGCUCGCAAUCGUUUUCGAGUGGACGACAGUUUCGAAUUUUGGCGCGCGCGCGCACCAAUCAGAGUGAUCCCGAUCGUGUUCGAUAGAUCGUACGGAGCGUAACGCGUUCGCGGCUACGUUCGCGGUCCGGGCAGUGCGAAUCGAGCGGCGCAUCAUUUCCGUCGCUUCGAUCGCCGCCGUCGUCGGGACGCGUGCGGCUCUGAAUCACGCCAGAUUUCUCUGCAGGAACAUCGUUUUCCGAUCCGCGUGUCGAACACGGAUCCGUUGAAACGAUCGACUGUCCGCUCAGGUACGCGCAGCAGCCGCGGCGGAGCAACUUUGCCGCUCCGAGAUCGUUGGCGUGAUUUAACGCUUUUUGCAUUGCGCGGCAGUGACAUUGUUCGGAAGAGGGUUGAACAAUUUGGAAUUACAUCACGCGUCCAGUGGUGUCUGAAGAAUCUACGACAGCUCAAAGUAUUCCCGGCUAAGAGACGAAUCAACAAUCGACAGAAUCGGCGAACUUUCACGCGAACGAGAACGACAAGUGGACAAUCGGACGUUGGUCGCAUGCGGCUGCAACUUCACGCGGUACGCAAAGUGUGAGAGCACUGCCGCGGCAACGUCAGUCCAAGACUUGGACUCCAAGUUCGUCGGGUCGCAUGGGCGGACUCGUUCGUUGCGGAGUGAGAUGCGGAUGUUCGCGUAACGGUGACCGGCGAGUGCCGACGAGAUUCUAACGAAACGACCGACAAACACGGAGAAACGUACGACGCACCCGAAGUAUGCUACUGUCGACUGCGAGACGUCCGUCGGCGAUUGGAAGAAGGGCAGAAGCGGCACGAGCGAGAAUCGGGGCGGUCUGUUGACCGCGCGAAGUUACCGCGUGAAGUUGCCGGUUUUCGAACGUAACUGCGAGGACACCGCUGCAUCGAAUCGGCAAUCGGCGGUGGAGGAGUGUGCGUCGCAUCGAGGCGUGCGGCAACUUUUGAGAGUUUCUGUGUAACAACGGCAUAAGAAGUCACGAAGAUCUGGGACGAGGCAUCCGUAACGUCAACGAGCAACAACGAGGGAACGAGAAUUAACGGAAUUAAUAAGACACUGCUCAUCCAGAAAAUGGCACAUAGACAGGUAUCUCGAGAUCCAUAAGCCGAAAAACUAACAACAACACGUCGCGUGACGUGCACCGUAUAGGGGCAAAAGUGUCCCAGUGUCAUUACGACAUGGGAGUCGAGUGAACGGACGAGUCACGUCGCGACAAGGACUUCGUGUGCGCGUCUCGUGAAUCUUCCUCUCGUGAACAACGUUCGUCACUCUUAACCCGCCGGGUUAAUCCACCGGGGAUUCUCUGUCCGAGUGUUCGUGAGUAGCGCGGUACGCGUGUGUGUGUACAAGUGUGUUUGCAAACGGACCUCCAUCGCAGCCAUGAAAGUCUCCAGGGUGAAGCUCUUCGAGAUGAGGCCGUUCAGGAUGAGGCUGCCCGCCGUCAUUGCCGUCGUCGUCGUCGUCGCCGCCUGCCUGACGCCGACUGUAAAAGGCGACGGCGGACAAUAUUUCCGGGUUAGGCCGAGCAACAGCUCCGUGCUGGAGGGCGGCGAGGUGGUAAUUCCUUGCGAAGUGGGAAACCGAGUCGGUACCGUCCAAUGGGUCAAAGACGGAUUUGCCUACGUCAUACAGGAGAACGGCGAGAUUGUGGGCCAUCCGAGACUGAGCCUGAUCGGCGAUCAGAAUUCCGGCAUUUUCAACCUGAAGAUCACCGACGCGUCCCUUACCGACGACGGCGAGUACGAGUGCCAGGUCGGACGAUAUCUGCGGAUCAAGCCGAUCCGCGCCAGCGCGCACCUGAUCGUCACAUCACCCCCGCGGAAAGUGGAGAUCAGCAGUCACCCGAACAGGAAGGUGAUCGAGGUGAAAGUGGGCGAAUCGCGGCGCUUGGAGUGCAUCGUUAGAUCAGCAAAGCCAGCAGCCUCGAUCGUUUGGUACCGCGGAAACGUGCAGAUCAAGGGCGGCGAUACCACUAUCACUCCAAUCUCUAUCCAGGGCGACAAGGAGACGGCCAAGCCCGGAGAGGCGUCCAAGGAGCUGCUCAAGUACGACACUCACGGUUCCAUUACCAUCGUGCCUACGGCAGACGAUAAUGGGAUGGAUUACACCUGCGAGGCCAGCCACCCGGCAAUACCCAUAGACAGGCCCAUGCGGGCCACCAUUAAACUCUCCGUUUUCUAUCCACCCGGUCCACCCUAUAUAGAGGGCUACACGGAGGGCGAGACCGUGCAACGCGGCCAGAAUGUGGAGCUCGCCUGUCGAUCACGCGGUGGAAAUCCGCCGGCGGAAAUUAUCUGGUUCAGGAACGACGUGAAGAUCACGACAGCCUAUCGCAGGGAGGGCAGCGUCAGCGAGAACGUACUCUCGUUCACGGCCCGGGCGGAGGAUGAGAAGGCCCGCUACAGAUGCGAGGUCUCCAAUAUCAUGAGCGUGCAGCCCAUGAAGGUGCACGUCGAUCUCACCGUGCUGUUCGCGCCUGCCGGAGUGACCAUCACUGGACCAACGGAGGCGAAGGCGGACGAUCAGGUGCUCAUCACUUGCACGACCGAGAACUCGAAUCCGCCUGCGGACAUCAAGUGGACGGUGGACGGGCAUAAUUUCGAGAGCAACGCCUCGAAGACGGAGCCGGCGCCGAACGGUGGCUGGAUCACCAGCUCGAACGUGACGUUCAGCAUUAAUCGCAAGAGCCGCAGCAUCGUCGUAAUCUGCCACGCUUCCAACGUCAAGCUCACAGAGAACGUGGUCGGCACGCACACCAUCAACGUAAUAUAUCCACCCUCGAAACUGAGCGUCACCGGAUACGAAGAGGGCACGACAAUUGUUGCCGGGACGGUAUUGAAGCUUACGUGUACCGCCACAGCGGGUAAUCCACUGGCCACGUUAACAUGGUACAAGAAUGACCGCAAGGUACCCGGCACGGUGAGAACGCGGAAUCACGUUGUCUUCAGCGAACUGGCGAUGCUCGUUAAUGCAUCCGAUAAUAACGCUCAUGUGCGCUGUGAAGCGACGAAUUCCGCCACCGAGAUUCCUCUGCUCAAAGUUCUCGUCCUAAAAGUCAAUUUCCCUCCUGAGAGAGUGAAAAUCAAUCGCGAGCCCCAGGAUUUCCAUGCUGGCCAGGAAGGACGCAUAAUCUGCGAAUCCAGCAGCAGCAAUCCCGCCGCCGAGAUGUCCUGGUGGAAGAACGGGAUACCAGUGUCCGGUACCAGAAACGGCACCAAGUCCGGAUUACACGGCGGCUUCCUAUCGUUCGUCGAGCUCACGCUAGAUUUAGCCGAGGACAUGAACGGCGAGGUGUACACCUGCGAGGCCAAAAACACUGAAUUGGGGAGAUCCAUCCACGAUGCUACGACUCUGGACGUGCUAUACAAGCCGAUUUUCUCACCACUGGAUCCCUCGGAACUGAUCGGCCUAGAAGGCGAGCCCUUUGUUAUUUCUGUAUCGGCGAGAGGCAAUCCCAAUAUGACGACGUACACGUGGACGAGAGACGGUUUACCCGUGGGUAGCAGUGGUAAAAGGAUAACCGCGCACGGCUCUACGCUAAAUAUUACCAGAUUGGAUCGUCACGACGCCGGCACCUACAUAUGCGAAGCGUUCAACAAGGAAGGAACCACCUUCUACCAACUCAAUCUGACUGUGCAGUAUCCGGCCAAGAUCAAGCGCACCUCCUCGUCGGGGAUAGUUUACCCGCCUGGUAUCGAGGCGAAGCUGUUCUGCGAGGUCGAUGGCAGCCCGAUCGGCGACGAGUACGUUACGUGGCAAAAAGUAGGGUCGAAUCCCGAGUUGCCGGGAGGUUACUCGACGUCAUUCGUUAACCGGACGUCGUACCUGCAUAUAGACUCCCCUAGCCAGGAGGACGUCGGCGAGUAUCGGUGCAAGGUGAACAACGGCAUCGGCAACGUAACAUCGGACCCGAUCCUGUUCAUUACGAACUUUAAACCGGAAAUGACAAACACCCCGCUGACGCGAAAGGCGGCUGCGAACAAAGGAAUAAACGUCCAAUUGUUCUGUAAAGCGCGAGGAUCUCCACUGCCACGUUUCACUUGGACCUUCAAUGGGAAAACUUUAUUGCCGAACGCAACCGAGAAUAAAUACAGUAUCACUCACAGCGAUUUAUCGGAACUCUACUCGGAAACAACGCUGACCAUCCAUCACGUGAGGACGCAGGACUAUGGAAAGUACGAGUGCCGUGCCCAGAAUAAAAUGGGUCAUUCCGUAGACGACAUAUAUCUGGACGUCACGUCACCGCCGGACAAGCCGGGUGACUUAGAGGUCUACAACGUCACGCACGACUCGGUCACGCUGAUUUGGAAGCGAGGUUUCGACGGCGGCCUGCCGACGUCUCAUCAAAUACGAUGGCGACAAGCGCUGGAUUACGAGGAUCGCUACCACUACCUGGACGUCUCACCCGGCGACUAUAAGGCCACCAUAUCCGGCCUGUCGCUCGGGACUUAUUACGUAUUUAGUGUAAAGGCCAUCAACGAGAAAGGGGACAGCGGCUUCUUGCCGGAUCUCGUCAAAGUCCAGACCCUUCGACCGAGUAAAGAGGAAAACCUGCCAGACGUGCUCUUGGAAAAGGGCGACUUUCCGAUGAAUUAUAUCUAUACGUUAGCGGCGACUUCCUUCAUCAUUUUUAUCGUUAAUAUCUUCGUCAUGUUCUGGUACAUAGUACGAAAGCGAAAUAGAGCUCGCAUUAAUAAAUCGCAGACCGCGGACAUGUACGCACCGUCCACCGUCAACGGCGACACCAUGACCGGCGAAUUAAGUUCGAUGUCGGACGAGAAGAGCGACGUCAACUUCGACGCUAACGAUUACGUGGACGAGGGGCGCAAAACGGCAGCUAGUACAUAUUUAAUAGAUCAAACUAUGCAAGAUUUUGGGAAAGGCGGUUUAGAGAUGCAGGUUCAUCAGGGCACCCUCGGUAGACGCAGUAAUCAUAUGCAGACAUCCAUGAACAUGGAUUCGCCUCCGCAGCGAACUACGGCUAGCGGAACUCUCUCAGUGUCGAAGUCGAGUUACAUCGGGAACCCGAGCCCGGCGCCGCCCAAUGACGUGAGCUUCUAUAGCGUGGAGAUGGACAACGGUCGGGGCUACAUCAGUUAUGACAGCAAUCCGAGCCCGGCGCCGACCUCGCUCGGCGAUCCAGCUGGUGGGCCCUAUUAUCCCGCGUCCUUGGGCUCGACCGGCCACAUAAUCACCGGGCACAUGACGGGCGCUGGCACUGGCACCCUGACGCGCACCAGGACGCUGCCACGUCCGGUACCGCCGCCUGAUGUCACAGUGAUGACCGCGGGCACCAAGUCGCCAAUACCGCCGUCGGUCCCGCCGCCACCCGCAACGUUUGCUCGUGCAGGCGCCAACAAUGGUGGGCCUCAUCCGCAUCCACACUCGCAUCCGACUCCGCCACCGCCGCCUUGCCAGAGCCACCCGUUAUCGACGUUCGCGGCGACACCCACGUACUCCGACAUCGACGGUCAUCUUGUCUGAGGCUCGCCGAUCUUCGGAUCCGGUUCGGCGCGCGGCAAGUACCGCGCCGUUGCCCAGGACGACGACGACGACCGACCGGUCACGGAGAGAAGCACACGUCUCUGAGAAUCGCAAAGGCGGAUGGUCCUCUGCAUGGACCAUCCGGACUGCUCGGAUCAUCAUUGAUCGUCUUCGUGAGCGACGACGUGGGAGGGACGAACGUAGCGACGGUCCACCUCGCGAACAGCGGUCCGUCGCGGCUGAACGUCCCGAUACUCGUCACGAUGCGCCUGAACAAUCUCCGAGAACUGUGUUUGGUGCUCGAGGAAGAAAGUACGAAAUGCAAUGUGUAAAUAGAGGGACGAGAAGAGAUGCAGAGUGAAGAGAGGAACGUUGACGUGAAAUGAGAGAGUGGUGCACCAGAUACACACGCUGUAAACACGCCUUUCCCUUCAACGCGGCUACUUCCUAUAUCCGCGCGACGAGAGGAGACGCGCGCGGGGCUCUCCUAUGCGAUUGAAUUCUAAUCUUAGGGAUAUAUGUUAUAAUCUCGACCGUGCUCUUGACGAAGAGCAAGCGAUUCUAGAGAAAGAGAGAGAGAGCGUUUUCCUCGAGGAUGGUUUCACCGUUCCUCCUCCGCCAUCCUGCCUUCCUCCUUUCCCAUUUUUCCCAGCUCUAACUGUUUGUCCGCUCGCCUUAGCGUUACUUAGCGUAUGCUGACGACAGCGAUAUAAUCAGUGACGCGUCGAACGAUCCAAGUUCCAGAUCGCCACAUACACACACACAUACACACACACACACACCGGUGUGUGUCGAGGAAAGUAUAUUUUCUGUAAAUACGCGCGUAAAUCAGGGAAAAAGACACACGAGAGAAAACAUCCAAGCGGCUAACAAUUUCGUUGUUCAGUUGCUUCGCGCAUGUCGGUACGCUGUUCGUCAUGACAAUUGUAUUCAGAUAUCACUAUGCAGAUAUCAACGACAGUCGGGAAAAUCCGCGCGGAAGUGCCCGUAGAGUAUCACUCGGAGAGCGAUCUCGUUCGCUCUUGACUGACGCCGAAACGCAGACUCCAAACUUCCAAGUGUGCAAUCAUAAGCUUCACGUGAUCAACAGUGAUAUAUCGUCGGUAUAAAUGUUACAAAGUAUAUCUCCGUUUCCCCCGUAGAAUAGUCACUCCGUGGCUUGAAGCAUUCGUGGAUGCAACCCACUUGGUUGUCCCAAUUUCAAGGCAUUCGAUCUCAUCGACGCGAGAUCCCUGUACUUAUCGCACAAUUGUCGCGCACAAUUACCGACGUUGAUUUCCGCGACGUAUCGAUAGCAAUUAGAUGAACAAUCGCGCAAUAGCCCCUUUAGAACUCGCAGGAGUGGGCAUAUCCGUCAUGACCGUCCAUUGCUUACUUUCGCGUCGAGGAAGUCGGUCCACCCCGACGAUUCCAGGCCGAGGGAGACGAGACAAUCGUUACUACGAAGAGAAACUCUCGAAAUACUGUAAAGAGAGAAAGAGCGGCGCGAUAACGGCGAGAUUGCAUCUUCUUUCCUUUUCCGCCUUUCACACUGUUUAUAGUCCCAUUUGAGUUUAACGGCGUCUCUUUGAACAUGAUACUCACGGUGCUAGGUAGCCGAGCUCAGCGUUGAACGUGAUGGUCCGAUCUCAAAAUCUCGACGUUCCUUGCGGCUCGAGAGAACCGUUUAACACGGAACGUAAUUACCUUCAGCGCUGAACCCACGAGAACAUCAUCCAGCAAGUCCAUUUCGUUCGCGUCUCACGCGGGGAACACACACGCACAUACACGUUUGGUUUAGCGUAGUCGUGCGCACAAUUUGCAUAUCAUAAUUCAUACUCGCGCUUUGAUCACGUGCGUUAGUGUUACAUGCGUUGCUUCAUAAGUUACGCGCGCCGCGCUUCGAUUGUUGUCCCUUGAGUAACUUUUCCACACGUGUCGAAAUCUGAUGGCAUCACGAAUCUGAUACCAUCGUACGUGGAGUCUUCACUGCCGAUCCUGAAGUCAAUACUUUAAGUAGUCCAUCGACCUGUUAUACCGUUUCGAUACAAAUGCUUUUACCUUCUACACGCGCGAUGCGAUACGUUUAAACACGUUUUGUACGUUUGAUUAAACACGACCAUCCGUCGCGGCACGAUCUCGCGACGUUAAUCGAAAAACGAGUACCGUGUGUGGCCGCACGUUAAAGACACACACACGUUAAAUUUGCGUUUACUGAUCAUCCCGACUGCGUCUCGGUGAUCCCGAGCUUCACGUUCAUCACGAGGACACGAGCGACCGAGCUUGCGCUGCCACCGCAUUAUCCGCGAUGCAAUUUGCGUUGAGGAGUGCAUUUACAAGUCGAGAGAAUCAGAUACGUACGAUGAUAAUAGGAGCGCACGACGAUGCAAACUCACACACUCGACUGGAUGAUCGGUCCGGAGACCGCAAUUCGAUCAUCGCGUUAACUCGGAUUAACCGCACGUCGCAAUUACUGCAAGCGUGUGAUUAUUGCAAUGAAGGUGUGUAAAACAUAAUCAGCGAGAGAGAGGGAGAGAGGAAGCCUUCCGGAGGAGAACGAAACGACGUGGAGCCAUGCCAGUGUGAAUGUCUCGGCGUAGUGAUAUCUUGAACAAAGACAAUAGUACGUAAGCUUAAAUUGCUGCAUAAUGGGUUUUAGUUAAGGACAAUUAUAGGAUCCGCUAGCGUCUCGCACGAGGAUCCGCAUGAGCGUUGUUGGCGUCACGCGGCUGUCGCACGCGAAUUAUACACGCGGACAGUCGCGAGAUUCGAAUUGCGCGAUUACUCGUAUUAGCUCGACUAAAUGUUCAUACAUAUACAUAUAUAUUUUUGCAUUUAUUUCCAAUUACUAAUCACACGAUUGAAUCCAUUGUAAAUAGCGCGAUAACGUCUCGAUGUUUCACACGGUCGAACGAGGGAAGAAAAAAGAAGAAAAUUGAAAACGGAAAAAAAAGACAGAGAAAGAGAGAGAAAAGAGAGGAAGAACGAGAAAAAAGAAACGAGAAAACAAGUAAUUCAAAUGGAUCAUAUGAGGGUCUCACUAUACCUAGGCUAUAAACGAAAUAUUGCUAGAGGAUAACGACGCUGUGUAUAUCUAAACAAGAAGUAAAAGAGAAAAACAAGAGGAAGAAAAAUUAUCUCCCGUUAAUUGGACGAGACACUGUCUUUCCGUUCUACGUCUCGAAAGCCUAAGUAGUCGAUGUAUAUAUUUUUGAAAGAGACGACCACGAUGACGAUGACGAUGACGACGACGACGACGAUAAUGACGAUGACGACGAGGACAAAAAGGGUGAAGAGGACGAAGACUAGGACAAAUACUCGAUGCGUUUGGCCUAUCGUAAAGGGAUUUAUUGCAACAGAGAGGAGUCAUGUAACGCACGCUGCCCUUUUACGUUCCCCGGCGGUAAAGGGCUGUGAUGGUGAAGCGCGAAUCCGAAUCAGCGUUCGUUGACGAUCAAAGGGGGAUUCGCGCUUUAUCCUAUGGUGAGGAAUUGCUCGUAGGAGAGAAUUAUAAUAUACUUUACCCAGCCGGCGGCCACGUGCGUCACAUUGCUCGCGGGAGAGAUUGUUUGAAAGUUUUAUGGAUAACGUUUUUCCGUAGCAUAUAUGCUAUAUAUAAUAUAAAUAUAUAUAUAAAUAUAUAUAUAUAUAUAUUGUUGUUUCUCAUUACAGCGAUUAUUUGUUAACAUGGUAGAUUUUACGAAGCUUAAGGCAGAGAAAGAGAGAGGAAUGAAUAAAAAAAAAGAGAAGAGAGAGAGAGGUGUAUUGUUAAAACGCCGUUAUGUAUGGAGCCGCGCAGUUCGGCUUAGACUGAUGAUAAGAAAUUCACACGUAUGCUCAAUUAGAGAUGAACAUGUUCGCGCAUAAUUAAGAGUUCUAUUUACAUAUACAUGUUUUAUAUUUGUAAUUAAAACGAAAAGAAGCAAAUCAUCUAUACUUAAUAUUACCUGAAGAUUAUUAUAUUAGAUUUAUGUAAUCUCCAAAGUAUUUGCUCAUCAAAGUGCUAGGCAUGUUAGACGGACCGCUAUUCGUCCAAAAUGGUACCUUGGAGAUGGACAUACCAUCUAACACGUACGAUAUUUGAUAUUUUACAUAAUAAUAACGACACGACAACAACAACAACAACUCGUAAUUUCGUUGAUUACUCUAAGGCAUAGUCAAUCCUAAUUAUACAAUCAUUAAGGAUAUGAAAGAGAGAAUCAAUUAAUCGUUUUACAUGUAUAUACAUAUACGUAUAAUGUACAUAGCACUUAGAUAGACACGAAAUGGAGAAAGAAAAAUGCAAAUACUUAACGAAUUAUAUCAAACUACGAGAAAACAAGAAAAACGAAUCGAGAGCUUUUGUAUACUAGAUGUAUAUUGGUAUAUUCACUUUGUAUCGUUCUUUUUACCGCGAUCAUAAUUAUCGAUAAAUAGGGAUUAGCGAAAGCGCCAUUGUUUUUGAAGAAGGAAAAAGAACCUGCAAAAUCAUUCAAACUACGAGCAAGCAAUUCGCCAAUCUCAGAUCGACGAAAAACUGAAGAGGAACCGACGAAUGCAUCAGGACGAGAAUGUGCGGUAAGCCACGGCGCUACGAAAUUAUCCGUUCCAAAAUUGAUAUCGCCAGUGUUCCAUCGCCUUCGCCACGUUCUUUCAUACGAUUUUUUAUAAUACGAUCUUUUACAAUACGAUCUUUUUUAUUGACCAGGCAGGUAUUCCGUACUUUUUCACGCGUAGAAGAUAAUUUUCGUGCCCUUUGUGCCGAGCGUUUGCGCCGAUAAUUAAAUACGAAAGUACACGUUGUACUCUCUCCGCUCUUUUGAGAUUUAUACGUAACUAUUAUCGCCGCGACUGGUCUAAAUGUUGCUUCCGUUUUAUGUGCCAAUCGAUCGACGUUGUUCUUCGACGUGUGUAACAUAUAUGCGUUAAAUGCGAAAAAAGGGGACAAAAGAGGAGAACGGAACAAAGAGUAGCGCCGGUCGACGACCGCUCAUCGGCGAGAAUUUUUCAGCGUGCGACCGGCGCUUCCUCCCUCUCCCCCGAGUACAACAGAGAUGCAACACGUGAAAAAACGUAAACAAAAGAAAGAAGAAAAAAAAGGGGAGAAAAGGGACACGGGAGAAAAAAGGGAGAGAAAACGAAACGGAAAGGGAAAAAGCUCUCUGAUCGACGUAACGGUGUAACAUAUAAUUGAUAUGAUAAUUGAUACGCGCCCACGAUUAACGAUUAAUGUACAUAUACAUAGUAUUUUUACAUUCUAAUUCUAAAUUACAUUUCCAAUUCUAAAUGGUAUACACGACACACACUACACUCAUCGUGAGCUUCGUUCCGUCCGUCUGUGUAUCGAUCCACGACGACGACGCAACGACGACGUCGACGAUCGCUCUUCACUGUCGCGUUGCUCCACCGCCGCCAAGAUCGACGAGGUGUGAUUUUUGUAAUUAUGCAACAAUCGGCGGCACACCUCUUCCUUUCUCCGUUCGACUCCACCGUACGUAUUCAAUAAAUACAUGCCUUGUGCCUUCGCCGCGUUACUUAAACCAUAAUAAUAUACCUUACGUAAGGACACCUUACGAGCGAUGCACGUUCACUAAUCCUUGGAACACCAAUCCUCCGGGACGUGACUUAUUUGUUCGUUGCUGAAAUUUCGAGCGGGACGUUUGGACAGUUCUGAGAUGCGAAAGUGACGCUGAUUCAGGAACGACUCGUGCAUCUUUCCUUUUACGAUUCUUUUCGGUUCACGAUCAUUGUCGUCGCAUUGUUAGCUGCCGCGUCCUGCAGGAGUUAACGAUGCGAAUUGCGGUUCGUCGAGCGACCGCCGGUGUCUUCUACAAGCAUGAUGGAACGGGUAGAUAUGAACAUUGGCUCACACCGAGUGCGUACACAGAGACAGAACGAAGCUCAACACGCUAGUCCUUAAUUUAAAACCAAAGUAAAAGCAACAUUGUGUAGCUUUUAAGAAUCUCUAUUACGUAUACACACCUGUGUGUCUAUACAGACAUAAUUAUAAUUAAACGAUUCCAAUCAUUGUAAUUAGGUAAAUGAAACUAACCGAUAAGCAGAUAGGUAAAAAUAAGCCACUCAUUAUGUGUAUCAUCUUGUUUUUCCAUUCAUAAUUUUUCACUACACGAUUAACGACAUUUUACCUAGGAGAGCCUUUCGUCAGCUAGGAUUAUUCUGUAUCUGUAUUCUGUAUAUUGUUUUCUAUUGCAACUAUUAAAACUGAUUGUCAACUUAUAAA